CGCGUUUACUUGCUUUAGCUGGGGGUCUGCCGGGCCCCUGCUCUAAGGAGGGUGUCGCUGCAAUAGGACGCUGUUGGACGUUCCCCUGCAGCAGCGGGUGCCAGCGGAAAGGAGACAGAGGUGCUUCAAUUUUCCAGCCUGUUACAUAGCAAGACAAAGAGUUCUGCCGUAUCUUUCGGAAUUGGCCUGUUCCGGCUGUUUUGAUUCCCUCAUUCGGUUUAAGCUGCAAAGUCACUGGUGUGGUGGCAUAAGAGCAGGACUGUACAGCUGAUGGUGAAGGCUGACAACUGUUUAAACUUCCAUUUGUUCAUAGUGCAGUGUUUGUAUGUCUUUUCCACUUCCGUCAAGCUCACUGUGGGUGAUAGCUCAGCAUUGCUGCCUGUCUGUGUAAGGUCAAGAAGGCAAAAUGCAGAUCCGGACUACAGAAAACACAGCAGGAAAGUAACAUUUAGUAACAUCAAUAUGAGAAGGAAGGUGAUAGAUCCACCUGCUUCAUUUACCUGCCCAGAAAUGAAAGGUUCAUCAGCUGAGACAUACGCGCAAAACCCUUCGAAGAAAGAGAGAGGUGAAAGAUACAGCCGUAGUGGCCGUCGCCUCAUCCUUCCUUUGCAGUACUGGCGUGGAGAGCGGCAAGUUUGGGAUCAGGCAAUGAUUGUUAGACUAGAAGAAGGUGGAACAAAUUAUUUAACUGAAAGUAUGGCCUCUGAAAGCAAGGAGACUAGUUCAAAAACCUCUUAUCAUGCCCUUGUAAAGCGGAAAAAAACAACUGAAGUAAAAGAACAAGCUGGGUGCUGUAAUUUAGAUUUGCCAGUAGUAUGUGGUGUAAAUGUGCCUUCCUUGAUUUGGACUAACUCGCAUAGCACCGAAGAUACUGCUGCUGCUGGUACCCGUCUUCCUAGUAAAAAGUGUGUCGAACAGAAGAGUCAAGAUGAGAAGAUGUCCAAGAAAGUAGUUCCUGGUGAUAUUAUGUCCCUGAAUAUAGUGGAGGAGGACUUGGACUCGCCCACUAGCUUACCAGAGCCUGUACAUUCAGGAGAAAUGAACAGAGGAACUUUUUCAGGUGGAGACAAGUUAUUUUCUUCUGGUAAUCAGGAUCUGCCAGAACUCCAGAACCAAAAAUAUAGGGAGAAAAAUAGACAAGAAACCAAUGCUCAGAUGAGGAGGAUAUUAGAGAGACUGAAUGUUAUAGAAGAGAGACAAAGAGAAAUGCAGGAUACCUUGAAUAAGGUUCACUUGUGUUUACAGCAAAACAAAAGGGUAGCAAUGAGCCUUCUUACUAUGCCAGAAGGAAGUUGAUAGGCUUCAGCUAGAGAUAAAGGAGCUUGAUUUAAGGCCUAUCGAGACAUUGAGACAUGAUUCUUUACUGUGAAGGGGUGGGGGGGGGAGGCGGAAAAAAAAGAAGUGUAACGUGUGCCUGUAUCGCCAAAAGGUUAUCUAAAGGGAGGCAGAAGAGUGACUGAAGAAAUAAGAGGACAUGCUCCUAUUUUAUCUGGUUUGUUUGAUGGUUUGUUUGUUUUCAUCUUGUUGUAGAAAGCAUUCUGUUUUCAGCCUGCCAAGUUCCAAAAUCCUUUUUAAGCUGGUCCAUCAGAGGGUUAACUGCUUGUUAGUGCCUUACAGCCAGGAUUAAUCGUGUGUUUUCUUGAACUCUGAAAAAACAAGAGUGCUACUUCUGUGUUCUUAUUUUCUUUCUAGGGUAGUAUUUUUGUUGACAAAAUUAAAGCAGAAAGCCUCAGCCUGGAUGCAUACAGAUAGUGGCUUGGGAAUAUGAAACACCUCCAGAGCUCCUGAUCAACCAUGAGAGCCAUAUAUGCAUAAGUAGUUCAGUACAGUUAGGUUGACUUGUCACUUUUGGAUAUUUUUUAAGUGCUGUAGAGACCCUUCUCAUCUCAGGUUGCUGUCCUUAGAGAUGCUUGUCUUGACUUCAGAGUGUCUAUAAUGUGUACUACUUUGCUGAAGUAUUGCUUCAGUGUAAAGGGACUUGGCCUUGUAGUCUUUACAUUGCUUUCACCACUCUACAGUUACCUUAUUGCCUACAUUGCCAGGUACAGUGUGCACUACUUCACAGAGCUUGGCCUGUGGAGCACCAUAUGGGUAUUUCUGAGCACAGCACUAGUUAAACAUGCUGCCUCCUGUAUAUAGAAGCAUAUUGACUGCAGAAUGCAGUAGCUGUCAGCAUAGCCUGCCACAGCUCCUGAGUAAUUUAAUUUUUCU
Molecule: messenger RNA, 2211 nt
Organism: Nothoprocta perdicaria
Lineage: Eukaryota; Metazoa; Chordata; Aves; Tinamiformes; Tinamidae
Exons: 6
Coding region: 271-1296 (341 amino acids)
Source: RefSeq, a predicted model, not a curated record